AUGAAGGACGAGCAGAGUGGGCAAAACAUGAGGCCUUCUGAUGGAAAGAGACACUUGGAGGAGAACGACGUGUCUGACGAACCCACUCGCAAGGUUCCAAAAACGACAGUGAAGCCAUCAACAUGGUUUCAUAGCUCGUUCAAUACAUCAAAGCCGACUGUGCCUACAAAUCCAAGCAUUGUCCAGCACGCCCCGCGUUCAGCUCAAUGGAUUAGUCCAGCGUUCAGCAGGGCGACCACUCAAGCUGGUGGAUCGUUCCCUUCUAUCUCUCGUGGGAUGCCGGUCCCAUCGGUUGUGCAUGCAGAUGGAAGUUCCACUCCCGUCCAUCGGUCCCUCCACAAUGCGUCUCAAAUGAGCCGCAAUCUUGCCUUGCCGCCUUCGACGCCCACGCGUGGUCCUGCAACGCGACGGCCUGGACCACCGGCGUUUUCCGUCCCCGGCAAGCAAACAAAGCCAGAGGAGCGCAUACAUCAUGCUCUCUCUCAUGUCAAGCCGCCACGACCGCCUCCAACCAGUACUCCAUCGCAGUCUCCGGUGACUGCUAAAUUUAGGGUUGCGGGCUCACAGCAGAAACCGCCGCUGAGACCAAGAUUCGACCUGACUGGCAUCAGCAGCGACGGUUCAGAGGAGUAUACGGUUGAUGAACGUGAUCGUGGUCUAUUCAUCAGUCCGCAGAAGAGCAGGGCGCGUAACAAAGGAGGAUUGGCUGAUCGCGCUGAAAUGAUCAUCGCCCGCCAAGCGACUUCGAACAAACUCUGGUCCAUUUCCGAAGAAGCCGCAGCCCUCGUUCCCGACUUCAAAGUUCAGAUCACCACCAUCCUAUCCCUCUUACCUGGCCGUAUCUUGACUCGGUGCCGAAUGUUAACCAGUGGCAUGGCGUUUGAUGGGAGUGGGCUGUUAGAGGGGAUCGUGCUGUUUGGAGCUGAGAAUAAGGAGCUGAAGGAAGGCAUGAGUAUCGGGAUAUGGAAGCCAUGGGGAGAACUGCCGAUGAAGCCGCUUGAGCCUUCUGUCUCAACCCUCGAGACAGCAGUUGCCCCGAUACCCGAUCCACCCGCCGAGGAUGUGCUGUUUCAAGCUGAACAACCAAAUGAAGUCCUUGUGGAAGAAGACUCGCACAUGUCGAAAGUAGACGAUGAUGAUAUCAGAGACUCCGCAGAUCCCGUCAGCUCGAUCAACGAGCAACAACCUACGACAAUUCCAGAUCCUCACGUUCUACUUGUCACGAGAUAUCGCAUUCUGAACUGA
This is a messenger RNA of Dacryopinax primogenitus, 1245 nucleotides long. RefSeq lists its product as uncharacterized. Bases 1 to 1245 code for a protein of 414 amino acids. The record is from RefSeq and is a predicted model, not a curated record. The transcript is spliced from 3 exons. NCBI's taxonomy places the organism in Eukaryota, Fungi, Basidiomycota, Dacrymycetes, Dacrymycetales, Dacrymycetaceae.